AUGGACUGCUUGCUGUUAUUGGGCGUGGUUGAGAUCCAAUUUUCAUCAGCUCAAUCUGGCACGGGUUAUUUUUUCUCUGUAAUAAGCUCAUUGCCAGAUGAUAUACUCCACAGCAUCCUUUCAUCACUCUUUAUUUUUGAUGUGGUUCAGCUGAGUGUAUUGUCUAAAAGAUGGAAAUACAUAUGGACUACAAUGCCUUAUUUGCACUUUGAUCUUGAUCGAUUUUAUUUAGAACGGGUCAAUCGGCCUUGUGAUAUCGCAAUGGUUGAGAAAUUCAAAGAAUUUAUCAAUUGGGUCUUAAUUUCCCAAAGGGCGACUAAGCUUGUCCGUUUUCUUUUAUGUUGUAGCAAUAUCUUCGACAAGGUAGCUAUUUUGCGAUGGAUUCAUGCAACAACUAGGCGAAAUGUUCAAGAAGUUGUGUUACACUUUUCUCUUGGUGAACCGUUUGAGUUGCCAUAUUGUCUUGUAACUUGUGAAUCUUUGCAAGUUUUAAAACUACACUUGUGUGGGGACAUACUUAAACUGCCUAAUCAUUUUGGAUUUCGUCAGCUGAAAUUGCUUCAUCUUGAGGAGGUCGACUUAUCAGACGAGCAUUUGACAAGUUGCUUGUUCUCAAAAUGUUAUCACCUCGAAACUUUGAUCUUAGAAGAAUGUAGUUUAGGAGCUAUGAAACUACUUGAUAUUGCUUCAGCAUCUCUUAUUUAUCUUACUUUAGCAAAUGUGAAUUAUAAUAUGGAGAGUUAUGACAAUUGUGAAGUCAAAAUUUCUUGCCCCAAUCUCAAGUUCUUAAAAUAUCAAGCUCCAAUGCCAAAGGAUAUAAUCGUCGAGAAUCUCUUUUCAAUAGAAGUUGUUCACUUCUGCAUUUAUGAUUCAAACGGCUCACGUGAAGAAACUGGCAUACUUGUGCGUAAGAUGAUCAAGGAGGUUCCUUCUACAUCAAUUUUGAAGCUAUACAAGACUGCCAUUUGGGGUCUUUACGAAGCAGCUCGCAAAGAAAGACUCUCUCCUCUCUCUUUUUAUAAGCUGAAGUCCUUAAAGCUGUUUGUGGAUGUUGAUGAAGAUUUUAUGCAAGUUAUGAUAUUAUUGCUCAAGUAUGCUCCUAAUCUGGAGGUUCUUAAAUUGUGGUCUGAUGAGAAUGGAGACUGGACUGAGAAUUGGCAGAUGCAUGAUCCUGAUGAAAGCAUUGUGUGCUUGGACUCUCAUCUAAAGUCGAUUCAGUUGAUUGGUUUCAAAGAAGACGAAAAUGAGAUAGAACUAGUAAGGUUUUUUCUGAAGAAUGCACAGGUAUUGGAAAAGUUGACGAUUGUCUGGGCCCCUAGCUAUGCUAAAAAAUCAGAAGAGGCAUCAGAGGAAAUAUCGAUAUUUCCUAGAACUUCAUCGCAUGUUGUUGUGACAUUUCUUGAUGCCAAGCCCUGGCCCAAACCAAGAACUGGUAAGUGGUACAGCAGUUAUGAAAAAUGACACGACUUGGAAGAUGAUUGAUUGUUGGAGCCCAGACUAUAUAAGCAUUAUUUACAUUGGACCGUGAAGUUUAUGAAACUUCUUUGGCUGUUUUUCCCUUUCAUGUUUGAACUAAUUAAUGUAGGAGUAGUAAUUACCGA
Lycium ferocissimum is the source of this 1601-nucleotide messenger RNA. Its product is annotated as F-box/FBD/LRR-repeat protein At3g52680-like. Lineage: Eukaryota; Viridiplantae; Streptophyta; Magnoliopsida; Solanales; Solanaceae. The record is from RefSeq and is a predicted model, not a curated record. Gene Ontology annotation, molecular function: protein binding.